CCGACAAACAUAAUGGAGAAUUUGUUGGAUCAUUGGGAGAAGCCAGCUGUGAAGGUAUCCUCCUAUCAAUAAAAAAUCUUGGCCUAUAAUGCAUAGAGUCGUAAUUGGCAAUAUUUCAUUGAAUUUACAGGAACAAAGUGCAAGAAACACUAAGGCUCGAGAGGGUCAGGUGAAUCAACAUAAAUCAGGAAGGAAGAGCUAUGCAUGACAAUGCCACCAGCUGGUAGAUUAUUCUAAAGACUUUAUGUAUCCGUGAUUUCAGAACUUUACAGUAAAUCUCAUGUAUCUGUUUGUUCAAUUAAUGUAGAAGAAGGAGAAGGGAAAUGAUGAAGAGCCAACUGCGAAAUGUUUCUCAAAACCCGUAAAGUGAAUGAAGGUCUCGAUAUGGACGAAAAUACAAGAGUAAGAAUUGAUCUCAUAGAACUUAUGUUUUAUAGAAAGUUCUUUAUCUCAUCACGUGUGACACUUUAGGUCCAAUUUGAGGAGUUACAGACUGCCCCUGGAGGAGAUCGAAGGAGAAGAAGAGCAAGAAGAAUUAGGUAGGAGGCCAAAUUUACGAUUCCAUGGACGAGGAGUGACGCCAACCAUAUUAAAGAGAAAACUUGAGGCUUCUAGGAUAAAUCAAGAAAAAGUGAUAACCCCAAAACGCAUCUGUGCUGCCCGAAGAUGUACAAAACAAGCUGGAUCAACAAACAUCUCAUCUGUCAAAUGAAUUGCGUAAUGCUAUGGCCUCGUUGAAGGAAUCCAACCCAUCUCUUGUCAUCCCCCAAGACAUGUUUGACUUCUUGCUGGUAGCACAUCAUACCGAGGCUAACAGGAGAGGUGGGAAUGCAAUGCCGAACACAGAGAUAAUGGAAUAGGCCUGGUCAAUCGAGUCAUUUGAAGGAUUUUAAUUUUUCAUUGAAUAUGUUAUGUUCAACUCGUAGUUCCAAACUUUUAUUAGCUCUUGUUGAAGCUCCAAUUGGGAUACCUCCAUUUAAUUCCUAUGGCUAGACAUGUUUUAUGUUAGUAUCAUAUCUAGUUUGUUAUAGCAGCAGUUAACAAAGUAGUAUCAUAUCUAGUUUAUUCACCUGUAGCCGAAGGAAGGAUUGCGGAGUACGAUUGUGCAGAGAAGUGGAAGUCGUAGGUGAUCUCAAUUAUGUGAUUGAAGCUGAAAGUUUGAGGCUUUGUGGAGGUUUCUUUGGUGGGUUGGGGAUUUCUUGAACUGGGGUCUCAUUCAAAUCCAUUUUUUCCUUGUGGGGUUUUAGUGUUGCAAUCUGGUAUAUCUAGGACCUCAAUUCCAGUUUCUUCUGAUGUUAACGAGGGCUUAUAGUCCUCGAGCACCUUAAUCAUUCUGGAAAUGCUUGUAGUGGAGCUUCCCUUGAGCGGCUACUGUUGAGCCUCCCUUUUUCCUUAUUGAUCUGUUUGGUCCUCUUGUUAAGACUUUGAAAGGGUGAACGUCUGAGCUGGUUUCUUCCAACUUUCCGGCUGCUUGCAAGUAGAGAGAUUUAAGUUGUAAUGGCUAGUCCACAACAACCUUCCCGAGGGUACUCUGUUGCAAUUAGUUCUUCCAACCCUGAAGCAUCAAUCCCUCAACCUGAUAGAAGUCAUAUUACUUCUUCACCUCAAGUAUUUGCUGGACCUCCCAGAUUUCCUCCCACUAAGUUGCAACAUGAUCACCUUUCUCCUUCUGUGAAAACCCCAACCUUGAUGUCACCGGCAAAUGCAGUUUCAAGUGGAAGCCCAAUUCCUCACUUGAGCACCCCACCUGGCCCUCCGGUAUUUACUUCACCUGUGCGGCCUGCUGCAGUGCCUUUCCGGACUUCCCCAUCAACUCCGCAACCAGUUGCAUUCUCAUCAGGAUCAUCGCUGCCCACUUCAUCUCCUCCCAAUUUCUCAAAUGGCUCACCCCAGUUGGAUCCCCAGCUUCCCCAAGCAAUGGUCAGAGGGAUUAAAGGAGGAGAGGGUAUUUGUCAGGGUGAAAGGUCUAAAUGGAAAAGUGAGCCGCCAUGGAAUGGUGGAAGUCCAUUUAUUAAGAAUGAGAAGAGUGUCCAGUUUAAUGAGACAGACACUCAUUCUAAAUGUGAAACUCCAUGGUUCUAGGAUUGACAGGCGGUGAGAUCUUCCUUUAUGAAAAUAUUUUUUAAUCUGCAUUUGAUCACCCCUUUGUCAUAAAUCCCUAUGCCUUACAGUUUAAGAGACGCAUAAAAUCACCAGAGGAUUUCCUCUGUUAAAGCUUGCCCCAUUAAUACUAAGUAUACAACCGCUCUUGUGGUUUAGUUUUGGAAUUAUGCGGCAAAGGAACAAUGAUUUCUAAAAGCACAGCAAAUUAGAUGGUUUCUAAAAGCUGCUGCAACUUUUUGCUGUUCAGACCCCCUGCAAAACAAGGAUUGAUAACCUAGCUAAAUGAUAUAAAGACAUGGAAUUCAU
Molecule: messenger RNA, 2409 nt
Organism: Linum trigynum
Lineage: Eukaryota; Viridiplantae; Streptophyta; Magnoliopsida; Malpighiales; Linaceae
Source: the annotation of a GenBank genome assembly